AUGGCCGACGAGACCAAAUACGAGCAGGUUGGCGACAAUGCCAGCGACUACGAGAAUGGGUACCGACAGCCGGCACCGCACCGUCGUUGGAUGCCAACAAUAGCCGCCUUUGUUCUCGGCCUGGCCACUACGGCAAUCGCCUUCUCCCUCGUCCCAGCCCUGUCAAAACCGGCUCACUCCCACGCACGCACUAUACCGCGCGCGUCCAACGGCACCGACCCUGUCACCGGCCUGCCCCUCGCCUGGUCCCACGGCGACUGCGGCAACGCGCCUGCCGACGCCCGCGCGCGAGGCUGCCGCUACAGCAUCGUGCUGCACGCGUGGCUGCCCGCGUCGUGCCUGACGGCGGCCGACGACGAGGAUGCGAGGGACAUGUACAAGGACCGCGGCGGCCGCCGCUGGUACUACGAGACGGCAUCGGGGGGGCGGAAUUUGACGCUGGAGGAGCUUGGCGCGGGAGACUAUGAGCAUUUUAGCACAACGUUUGACUGGCAUGUCGCGCAUUGCAUGUUUGUCUGGAAGAGGCUGCAUCGGAUCUUGCUGGAUCCGACGCAGGAGCUGGAUACGUACACGGCGAAUUAUCACCACACGAGCCAUUGUGUCAAGAUGAUUGGUGGUCAUCCAGAAGGGAUGAAGGACUCGGGGACCAAGAUAUUUGUCAAGUAUCCAAAGUGCGCAAAGUAG
Beauveria bassiana ARSEF 2860 is the source of this 684-nucleotide messenger RNA. RefSeq lists its product as uncharacterized. Bases 1 to 684 code for a protein of 227 amino acids. The record is from RefSeq and is a predicted model, not a curated record. The transcript has a single exon. NCBI's taxonomy places the organism in Eukaryota, Fungi, Ascomycota, Sordariomycetes, Hypocreales, Cordycipitaceae.